Alosa sapidissima (American shad) is the source of this 4246-nucleotide messenger RNA. Its product is annotated as dynein, cytoplasmic 1, intermediate chain 2a. Gene Ontology annotation, cellular component: cytoplasmic dynein complex; nucleus. The transcript is spliced from 24 exons. Gene Ontology annotation, molecular function: dynein light chain binding; peptidyl-prolyl cis-trans isomerase activity; dynein heavy chain binding. The record is from RefSeq and is a predicted model, not a curated record. Gene Ontology annotation, biological process: protein folding; transport along microtubule; protein peptidyl-prolyl isomerization. The coding region runs from base 149 to 2710 and encodes 853 amino acids. NCBI's taxonomy places the organism in Eukaryota, Metazoa, Chordata, Actinopteri, Clupeiformes, Clupeidae.
AGUACCCAGCAUGCAUUGCUAUGGCUCAUAGCGCCAUCUUUAGAAAACCGUGGUGUUGAAGGACUUGAAUUACACUCGUGUGUUUCAUUUUACGUUUUAGAUAUUUGAAUGUUUGGACUUUAGUAAUCGCUUGUUGUUAAAAAGUGAGAUGGGGGUGAAGGCGCAGCGACCUCGCUGCUUCUUUGACAUCAGCAUCAGUAACGUGCCAGUGGGAAGAGUGGUUAUUGAGUUAUUCUCUGACGUGUGCCCGAAGACUUGUGAGAACUUCCGUUGUCUGUGCACAGGUGAGAAGGGCCUGGGAAAGGGCACCCAGAAGCCGUUGCACUACAAAGGAAGUUUGUUUCAUAGAGUAGUGAAGGACUUUAUGAUCCAAGGAGGGGAUUUUAGCGAAGGUAAUGGCCGAGGUGGGGAAUCCAUAUACGGAGGUUUCUUUGAAGAUGAAAGCUUCUCCGUCAAACCCAACAAGGAGUUCCUCCUGUGUAUGGCCAACAGGGGGAAGGACACCAAUGGCUCUCAGUUUUUCAUAACAACAAAGCCCACGCCUCACCUUGAUGGCAUCCAUGUGGCGUUUGGUCAGGUGAUCUCUGGACAGGACGUCGUCAGGACUAUUGAGAGUCAGAAGACGGACCCUAACAAUCGACCAAUUUGCGAGGUGAAGAUGACUAACUGUGGUGAGCUAGUUCAGAAAGCCAAAGCCAAGAAAGAGAAGAAGCGCCACAAGUCGGCCUCUGGGGAGAGUGAGAGCGACUCUGACUCGUCAUCCGACUCCUCCUCAGACUCUGACGACUCUGAGAAGGAGUCCAAGAAGAAGAAGAAGAAGAAGCACAAGAAAGAGGCCAAGAAGAAGAAGAAGGAGCAGAAGCGCAAGAAGAAGGAGGCUGAUGGCCGAAAGGAGGGGGCAUCUCCUCCACAGGAUGACUCGGACCUGGAGAGGAAGAGGAGAGAGGCCGAGGUUUUGCUCCAGAGCAUGGGCAUCACCCCAGACACGGCCAUGGUUCAGCCCCUGAGAGUUGUAACAGAGGACACAUGUCUGUUUCACUAUCUAGUCCCCCCUCCCAUGUCCCCCAGUGCCAAGUCAGUGGGCACACCCAGCGAGGCUGGCAGCCAGGACUCCGGAGAUGGCACCACUGGGCCCAGGACUCUGCACUGGGACUCUGAUCCGUCCACUCUCCUGCUCCACUCUGAUUCUCACCUGGGACGCGGCCCACUGAAACUGGGCAUGGUGAAGGUCACUCAUGUGGACUUCCCCCCGAAAGAAAUCGUCUCCUACAGCAAGGAGACACAGACUCCCACACAGACCCAGCCGAAAGAUGAGGAAGAGGAGGAGGAGGAGCUGCCCGUGAUGCCGCCUGCUAUGGAGACUCAGGAGGACGCUCCUGCUCAGAAGGAGGAUGAGGAAGCCCCCCCCCAUGAGCUGACGGAGGAGGAGAAGCAGCAGAUCCUUCACUCGGAGGAGUUUGUGGCAUUCUUUGACCACAGCUCCCGCAUUGUGGAGCGCGCUCUCUCCGAGCAUGUGGACGUCUUCUUCGACUACAGUGGCCGUGACCUGCAGGAUAAAGAAGGAGAGUCGCAGGCGGGGGCCAAACUCUCUCUCAACAGACAGUUCACAGACGAGCGCUGGUCCAAGCACCGAGUGGUCACCUGUCUGGACUGGUCACCUCAGUACCCUGAGUUGCUGGUGGCCUCCUACAACAACAAUGAGGAUGCGCCACAUGAGCCGGAUGGAGUGGCACUGGUCUGGAACAUGAAGUACAAGAAAACCACACCAGAGUAUGUCUUCCACUGCCAAUCUGCAGUCAUGUCGGCAGCCUUUGCCCGUUUCCAUCCCAACCUGGUGGUGGGCGGGACCUACUCAGGCCAGAUUGUGCUGUGGGAUAACCGUAGCAACAAGAGAACCCCCGUCCAGAGGACACCACUGUCUGCAGCUGCACACACGCAUCCUGUAUACUGCGUAAAUGUGGUGGGAACCCAAAAUGCCCACAACCUCAUCAGCAUCUCUACAGAUGGCAAGAUGUGUUCCUGGAGCCUGGACAUGUUGUCUCAGCCACAGGACAGUCUGGAGCUGGUGUUUAAGCAGUCCAAGGCAGUGGCUGUCACCUCCAUGUCCUUCCCCCUGGGCGAUGUCAACAACUUUGUGGUGGGCAGUGAGGACGGCUCUGUCUACACAGCAUGCCGACACGGCAGCAAAGCAGGCAUCGGUGAGAUGUUCGAGGGCCACCACGGGCCAAUCACAGGGCUCCACUGUCACACAGCAGCUGGCCCAGUCGACUUCUCGCACCUGUUUGUCACUUCCUCCUUUGACUGGACCGUCAAGCUGUGGAGCACCAAGAACAACAAGCCACUGUACUCGUUUGAGGACAACUCAGACUACGUGUAUGAUGUCAUGUGGUCUCCCACACACCCUGCUCUGUUUGCCUGUGUGGACGGAGUGGGACACCUGGAUCUGUGGAACCUCAACAACGAGACCGAGGUACCCACUGCGUCGGUGACGGUGGAGGGAAACCCCGCUCUCAACCGCGUGCGCUGGGCUCCGUCGGGGAGGGAGGUUGCCGUGGGCGAUUCGGACGGUCAGGUCCUGAUCUACGACGUGGGAGAGCAAAUCUCAGUCCCGCGGCCAGAUGAGUGGACGCGCUUUGUGCGCACGCUCUCGGAGAUCAAUGAAAACCGGGAGGAUGCAGAAGAGCUCGCCGCCCAGCGAUUGGCUGCCUGAUUGCUAGGGCAGCUUUGAACUAAUCCAAUUGGUUAUUUGGAUCCAGCCUGCACUCUCUUCUCCUGCGUGUUUUUAUUUAAACAGUUCCCUGGCAUGAAAACUGACUAACCUCCACAUUCAGGAAUGUUUUAAACUAGCUAUACCAACACUAACUCAGUACCUACCGCUGCAAUAUGCAAAACUUUUUAUCUUUCGACUUUUUUGUAGUACUGUUUUUCAGUGCAUUAACUUAAACUUUCGACAUCAAUUGUAUUUAUUUAGUAAUGAGCUUCUUUUUAUUCUUCAUAAAAUGUUAUUUUAUACUCUAAGCAGUAUAAGCCGCGUUAGAAACACUAACCGUUAUAUUAGACACGACAUAGGGACGGGGGGUUCUCUUCCUGACUUUGUAUCAUCUGUAGAAAGACGGAAAAGCUGACCUAUCAUAAGUGCAGUCCAGCAGUGGCUUGCCAAUCACAAGUGCGGUCCUGCAGUCAAGUCCCACCUCUCUGACCCUGACGCCUUAAGCCCCACUCACCCCCCAGCCCAGCGCACCAACCAGCCUUGAGUUCUGUAGAACCACACCUGUUAGAUACCCAUUCCGUAGUCGCAUUCCAGAGUCAUUGAGGGUUUGUUACUCAUCCCUUCACACAGAGGACAGUUCAGGUAAAUGUAGAACUGUCACAGAGCCCAUAACAGUAUCUCACCUCACCUAGUGUAGGAAAGUAGAGAUUUGUACUGUAUAAACUACUUAAGUAACUCUUUGAUUGUAACAGAUGGAGAGAGCUGGAUUCAAUACGUUUUGAUGUCAUGACUUCUAUACCUCUCAAUUUUCAUAUUAUUAAUCAGUCCAUGAAUUUUAGAAAGGAAAAAAAAUAGCAUAAUGUUAACCACAGCACACAUUUAGAAUGAGUUUUAUUUUGAUAACGUACAUAAUCAUACAUAUAUUUUUUGCGGCAUGUUUCUCCGACAAGUGCUUGAUUUUCCUAUUACAAGCACCAGGAUCUUGUACCUUUUGGAAAACCAUAGUGUGGGCUACAGGCUCUCUGUACUGCUGCUGGCUUGGUACUACUCGGUAACAGUUGCGGUGCUUUUUUCCUCUUUUCAAACCAAAGCAAGACCUUGUGCUAAGUAUGUUCCAGUGUAUUCAUGAAACGCUAGUCUUCCCUAUUGAAGGGGCUCUGAAGGUGUUCAAAAGAAUCGGGUUAAUUGGUAAAUGGAUGCCGAUCACAAAAAGACACACACACACACAUACACACUUUGAAACACCAAGAGCAUACAUUCCACACAACUCCAGACACAUUCCAGACAUACACCUACGCACACACGCACAUAACUGAUGCACUUGUGGUUUAUGAAUUGUGCAUUUAAAAAAUGGAUAUGACAUGACCAAGUCCAGUAUUCCAGAAAAUUUUCAUAUUUUAUGUUUGUUGUGUGUCCCUCCCAGUCAAUCCUGUUAAGAGAAUUUUAUAUCACUCUGAAACAAAUCUUCCAUCUUUACCCACUCUUGUUAAAUUUAACCACAAUGAUUUAUUCAAUAAAAUACAAGAAUGAAAUACA